CCACGACUCGCCGCCCGCCGCGCUGACCCCGCGCAUCCUAACUGUGGGCAGAGGGUCACCGGGAGGCCGGGGCGCGGAGAGCCCAGCCCCGCCAGCCGCCAAGCGAGCAGCCCCGCUUAAAUACCUCCGCACCCGCCUCCCCGAGCUGCACAGCUCGCCGGGCGAGGGGCCGACAAGAGCUAGCCUCCUCCCGCCGCCGCCAGCGCCGGGGACCUGCGCGCCCGCGUACCGCCGCCGAGGAGCAGAGACAGGGCUGCCUCAUGCCUGCGCACUUGCUGCAGGAGGGGCAGUUCUCCUCCGCUUCCAGCACCACCACUGUCAGCACCGUCACCUCCCGGGUGACCAGAAAUGGGGAUGCCGUCAUGAAGAAGAACUUACUCAAUCAUGAGGACUUGGCAGGAGACCGGGGCACUAUAGACGAUAUCUUUGAUGAGACCUACCAGGAGAAAGAGGGCCCCAAGCCCCUGCAAUAUGUCUGGAGGAAUAUCAUCCUCAUGAGCCUGCUGCAUCUAGGGGCCAUACUUGGGUUGGUGCUGAUACCUUCUGCAAAGAUCCAGACAUUGGCAUGGGCCAUUCUGUGUUUCCUGGUGAGUGCUCUGGGGAUAACAGCUGGAUCUCACCGCCUCUGGAGCCAUCGGUCCUACAAAGCUACGCUGCCCCUGCGGAUCUUCUUGACUAUUGCAAACUCCGUGGCCUUCCAGAAUGACAUCUAUGAAUGGGUCCGGGACCACCGCGUCCAUCACAAGUUCUCCGAGACGGACGCGGACCCACACAAUGCCAGGCGGGGCUUCUUCUUCUCCCACAUCGGCUGGCUGCUGGUGCGCAAGCACCCGGACGUCAUAGAGAAGGGCCAGAAGCUGGACCUGAGUGACAUGAAGGCUGACAAAGUGGUGAUGUUCCAGCGGAGAUACUACAAGCCCUCGGUGGUGUUGCUGUGCUUCACGCUGCCCACUGUAGUGCCCUGGUACUUCUGGGAUGAAUCCAUCAUCAUCAGCUUCUUCAUUCCAGUCAUCCUGCGCUACACCAUAGGGCUCAAUGCCACUUGGCUAGUGAACAGUGCUGCUCACAUGUUUGGCAACCGGCCGUAUGAUCAGCACAUCAACCCACGGGAGAACCCCCUGGUCAGCCUGGGGGCCCUAGGAGAAGGCUUCCACAACUACCACCACACCUUCCCCUACGACUACUCCACCAGUGAGUUUGGCUGGCGCUUCAACUUAACCACAGCCUUCAUCGACCUCAUGUGCCUCCUGGGGCUGGCCAGCGAUCGCAAGAAGGUCUCCAAGGAGGUCAUCCUGGCUCGGAAAAUGCGGACUGGAGAUGGGAGUCACAAGAGUGGCUGAGUUCCUGCUCCCCUUCACACACAUCCGCACCUCCCCUUCCUCCUUUUUUCUCCCUUUCUCCCUUCCUGACCCCUCCGAACACGCUGGACAAAGGUUUAAUGUUCUGUUUACUAACUACUGAAUAAUGCUACCAGUUUGCUUAAGAUAAUGAUAAUGAGUUUUAACCCCCCUCCCACGCUGUAUUUUACGUGAUGUAUUUAAGAUCUAGGACUCUGCCUUUAUAACGCAAGGCCACCCCUUUCCCUCCUCUCCUUUUCCUUUCCGUUCUUUCUCUCCAGCCCCUCUACCCCAUCUCCCGCUUUACGUCGUCUCGGUUUCUCCCUGGCAGAGGAGCUGGUAGGAAGCAGCCCGGGGAGGCCCAUCACAGCCGGCUACAUACCAUGGAGUUAAGGGAAGCCUGUACCAGCCAGCUGAAGAGUUGAGCCAAAGUCAGUGACCCUCUCCCCACCACCUUCCCCCCAAAAGUCUUUCCACUGUCCCUCCUCCUUUCUCAAGGGCUGCUGACAGAUGUGGCAUGCUAAACUGCUCUCCGCGGGAAAAGCAGCCCUGUCCCCUUCCCUUGCCGUCAGAAAGAGAGUUGUCUCUUUCCAAGAUGUCUCUUGGGAAGUGUACUCCCCCCCACUCCCCACCACACAGCCUCUCUGGCUGGGGCGAGGAGAGCCCCCAGACUCUCUCAGAGCUCCAGCCAGGUCCACCGGUGGCCAGGGGAGUCUGGUGGCGGCAGCGGGCACUGGAGGGGGAGCCUUGGUGGCCUUAUUACCUCCUCCCUCUGGUGUCACAGCCUCCCUCCCUGCCCACUGUGCCCCAUGCCACCAGGGACCAAAGGCAGAGCCUGGCUCCGGGCUCCGAGCCCCUUUAGAGAGCCACAGCGAGGAGGGGGACAGAUGGAGGGGUGUGCCACUGGCUGCCGUGGGGUGGCACCAGCCCAGGGUGGUUUUGUUCGCCACCGCCACUGAGAUUUUUGCUGGCAAACGGGACUUUGCCAAAAUGGAGAGGGGGAGAAGGAUGUAAACCAAAGCUCUACCGCUGAGUUAAGCUGCUUUACGCGCUGGAGGAACAGGGUCCCCACUGGGUGGCAGGCAGAUGUCCUGGUGUCCAUGCCUGCCCUGCAGAUCCGCAUCCUGUGCUGAGUGCAGGGACGGGGCAAGGCGUAGGGAGGGGUGAGGGUGUCCACGGGAGCAGGUCUCUCCAUCCUUGGGGGCUCCACUCAGUCGAUUAACAAGUGCCUGAGAAACACCAACGCAGGGCCAGGUGGCAUGGGGGGCUCGAAGGAGUCGAGACCUCCAAGGCGAGACACUGCUGCCAGUGUGGGCCACCUCCAGGCUUUCCUGCCCAGGGUCCACUGGGGUGGUUUGCCAUUCCCCGCUCCUCUGAAGGAGUGGGAAGGGGAGGCAAAAGCAGCUCCUUGUUAGUCCCUUAGCUUGCCUCCCAGCCCCCUUGAUGAGCCAUCUCACCACCUCGCUCCUUCGCCAGCGAGGCACGCAGCGAGGGCAGCUGAGCCUGCGGAAAGGUCAGUUAUAUCACCGAGCCGAUGUGGGCAUGCAGCUGGAGGAUGUGCUGGGGAAAAAAGUCCUCGUGGGUGUCGUUCCUGCAAGUCGCAGAGACCGCAGCUUGAGUUCAGGUGGUGGGUUAGGUUCUGGGUGUCAUGGCCUCGAGCCCCUCACUGGGCUGAAUGUGCUUUUUUCCCCCUUAACUCUCCUCGUUAUUAUUAAUUUUUAUUAUUAUUAUUAGUUGUAGAAAUAGUAUUGGUUUUGUUGCUUAAAUGCAUCAAAUGGAGCUGGAGGAAAGCACAACAGGUGGCCGGAAUGAGGUGAUGUUGGAGUGGGGUUUGCAGCGUCUCCCUUAGGCAGGCCAGGGAGCGCAGAGAUGGAGUGGAUGCCAACUUCCUCGCCUCAGCUCUGCCACGUAGCAGCCAGGCAAGCUUCACGGGAGCGAGUCUCUGCAGCUUUGCUUUCUCCUGCUGCUGUGAAACUCGCCAGGAGCCAGGACAGCUCUGUGAUGUUCUCCUUAACAAGAGCAUGCUUGUUACUCAGAAAAGAAGUCCUUCUCCUGUCCUUUCCCCUGCCUGCCACCACCAUGGCCUUGUUACUGCUCAGCAAUUGGACCCUUCAAGGUUUUGAGCCAUCAGGAGCAAUGUGGUCUCCAGCCGAGAGGUACAACAGGGAGGAACGGAGCAGGGAGCCCUUCAGCUCCUGGUGUCAGGAGACGGCAUCCUUACUGCUCUGAGGCUCAUGACUGCCUGGGGGCUGGCUGGGGCAAAGAGGGUUGGGGCUAGAAUUGUAUCCUACCAUUUAAAAAAAAAAAAAAAAACCUCCAAAAAAAGAGAAACUAGAGCGAGCUGACUUCGCUCUAGUCUAAAGCCCUCUGAACUCAUAGAAGUCUCCAGAGAGGAUGAAUUUGCUCCAGCCAGUAAUUUGAAAGGGGUGUGGUGAGGGGAGAAGGUGAGGAGAAUGAUUUCCUUGCUCCUGGUGCCCUUAAGGUGUUGUGUGACAUGCCCUAUGGUAGAGAAGCGUGCCGUGACAUGCCGCAAUAUUUCACAUCCUCUCAGCAGAGAAGCAGGGUUUGACAUCAAGGGUUCCUUUCAAAUUUCAAGUGCUGAUUUGGGUCCAGAAUCUGGAAUUAGGGUGGAAGCUGAGGAGCAGUAACCAAACAGUCCUGGUGUUUGCCCAGUCACUUUAAAUGUAGAUUGGCAAAUAUCUCUGGGUGCCUUAAAUCUUUCUUUAAUAUACAUAGAAGUAUUAGACAGCUAUUUGCCAUAAUUUUUUCUUUUUUUUUUUUGUUUUUGCUGAAUUAUGAACAGUUGAGGGGUUUCUUAUUUAAUUGUCUACAUUGAACUGUGGGUGCAGGUGAUUUUGAAUGUAUUUGAGUUAGAAUUUUUGUUAGAUUAAGAAACAGAUACAACACUUCAAGUAGAACUUUGUUUGAGAUAUAUAUACACACCUAUAAAUAUAUAUUUGGUGGCAUGUUUGUA
Messenger RNA from Gymnogyps californianus (California condor), 4311 nucleotides. RefSeq names its product stearoyl-CoA desaturase (gene SCD). Gene Ontology annotation, biological process: response to fatty acid; unsaturated fatty acid biosynthetic process. Gene Ontology annotation, molecular function: stearoyl-CoA 9-desaturase activity; palmitoyl-CoA 9-desaturase activity; iron ion binding. Gene Ontology annotation, cellular component: endoplasmic reticulum membrane. The record is from RefSeq and is a predicted model, not a curated record. Lineage: Eukaryota; Metazoa; Chordata; Aves; Accipitriformes; Cathartidae.